UUGUUGAGUCAUUCAACUACUUACUGUUUGAGAACAGUGAUGAAAACUGACGAUAAAUUUUCGGCCAACUUAAAGUCCAUCGCGAUGGUUUUAUUUAGACAAGUAGUGUACUCGUACUAAUUUAACCUUCCGCAUUGGAAUACUCAUCCUUCUAGCUUUCACAAUUCAAGUCUCGAUAAAUGUGGAAUCGCGAUUUGCAGAUCUGGAGAUUUUCUUUUUUCGAACCGAUUUCAGUUUGCGGUGUUCAUUUCUGUUUGGUUAAAUAAAUUUAAAUAUAAACGCGAAAGCAUUGUUUUGAUUUCUGGAUGAUCGUUAAUCUGAACUCGCAUUGCAAAUUGCAAGUGAAAUCAUCUUCUGUGACAAAUUCACUGCGAUACUGUGUAAAAUGACGGAGAAGCAGUACAAGACCAAAUUGCACUAUGUGAUGGUCAACAAUACAACGGCGCAUGCGGGAGCAACGAAACGUGAGCCCCCCAUUAUAACCUACAGCGAGUAUGUUACGCGCAACAACACUUCAUCCAACGGGAAAGUUACCAGCACCCAGGUGCAUGCUAAACCCACGGAGAUUGUGCGGAGACACGAGCGGAUAGCGGAUAUUCCGGUGCAGCCGCCGCUGGAUAUCAAUGGCACCACUGAUUACACCCAGAUUGCCGCUAAACUGAUCAAGAAAUUUGCCAAUAACGCCAAAUUACCGGCCGGAUGUCUGUACUCGUCCAGCUCCGAUGUGAAAGUGGCGAAAGGCGCCGAUCUGGUCGAUGGCGGAGCCAGCCAGCGACCUGUUGCCCGUCUGGAGUAUGAAAAACGAUCAGCGGCCGGGGAUGUCGGUCCGACUGCGGCGGCGACCAAUGGGAAUCUUCGCAAACCUGUUCCGAUUGUCAGUGCGCCGUUGUUGGCGCCUAAAACCAUACCGUUUGGCCACGUAGGAGGGUCAUCUCGACGCGGGUACACAAUUAACAAGAGAACGUUUGAGCAGUUAAGAGACGACUGUUUUCGGAAUGGCAAACUGUUCGAAGAUCCGGAUUUCCCGGCAACUGACCGUAGUGUUUUCCCGACUCAGCGUUAUAAUCGCCAUUUUGAAUGGAAGCGACCAACGGAAUUGGCGAAAAAUCCGCAGCUUAUUGUGGAUGGAGCAAAACGAUUUGAUAUUGUUCAAGGAGAAUUAGGAAAUUGUUGGCUGCUGGCGGCUGUAGCAGAUUUAACGUUGAAUGAGAAACUUUUGGAAAGGGUUGUGCCGCUUGACCAGGGUUUCUCCAAAGCAGAGAAAUACUGUGGAAUAUUUCAUUUCCGGUUCUGGCAAUAUGGACAGUGGGUCGAUGUGGUCAUUGACGACCGACUUCCAACCGUUAAUGGACGCUUGAUGUUCAUGCAAUCUCGCGAUACAAAUGAAUUCUGGACUGCUUUGCUAGAAAAGGCUUAUGCGAAAGUGAACGGAUCAUACGAGAAUCUGCGCGGUGGCACCGAUAGCGAAGCUAUGGAGGAUUUCACCGGAGGAUUGGCGGAAAAUUACGCUCUCAAGACCGCCCCGCAAAAUUUAUUUCUGAUUAUCCAACGCUCGUUUGAAUUAGGAGCUUUGAUGUCGUGUUCGAUUGAAGCCACUACCGCACAAAUCGAAAGCCGUUUGCCGAAUGGCUUGGUCAUGGGUCAUGCAUACAGCGUUACAGAUGUCAAACUGAUCGAUGUUCACACAUCAAAGCCGGGAAAAAUUCCCUGCUUACGUUUGCGCAACCCUUGGGGCGAAUCGGAGUGGAAAGGUGCCUUUAGCGAUGGAUCGGCUGAAUGGAAAUACGUUCCAGAAAGAGUUAGAAAGCAGCUGGAAGUAUCAUUCGCCGAAGAUGGAGAAUUCUGGAUUCCAUACAGCGACUUGAUGCAGCAGUUUAGCAAAUUUGAAAUCUGUAAUUUGGGUCCGGAAACGAUGGUGGCGGCGGAUGGAAGUUUUGCGCGGAAGCAUGCGGUCCGAUGGGAAGCAAACGUCUUCUCCGGCUCGUGGACUCGGGGAGUGUCAGCUGGUGGCUGCCGGAAUUAUCUCACGUCAUUUCAUUUGAAUCCACAAUAUCGUAUCACUUUACGAGAAGCCGACGGACCGGACGGCUUGGCCACCUGUAUUGUGGCUUUGAUGCAGAAAGAGCGGCGAAAACUGCGAUCUCAAGGACUAGAUUUGCUCACAGUUGGAUUUGCGAUUUAUAAUUUGCCAAAGAAAGCUCCGAUUCCACUUAACACCGAGUUUUUCCGCUACAAUGCGUCGGUGGCCCGAGCACCGGCCUUCGUGAAUUCCCGGCAGGUGACCACGCGGUUUCGCCUGCCGCCGGGAGAUUACUGCAUCAUUCCAUCCACCUUCGAGCCGCACGAAGAAGGCGACUUUCUCCUGCGAGUUUAUAGUGAAAUUCCCAUUGAAAUGCGAGAGCAUGACAAUUCGCCCAGGGAAAUUGCCAGCGUUGUCCUUAAGGAUGUUCCAGUUAUUUCGCAGAGUGAAAUGGACAAAGAAACCGAGCUUGUCAAGCUCUUCCAUGACAUCGCCGGCAAAGAGCAGGAGAUCGAUGUUAAUGAAUUGGCUGCGGUUCUCCGCAAAGGCUUGAAAACCCACUUUGAUUUCAAAGGCUUUAGCCCUGAAAUUGUCCGAAGCAUGGUUACAAUGUCGGAUGUGGACUUCUCCGGAAAACUCGGUCUAGACGAGUUUAUGGGUUUAUGGGAGACUAUUAAACAGUGGAAGGAUAUUUUUGCCCGGUACGAUACGAAAAAUGAGGGAAAAAUUCAGAUGGAAAAUCUCCGGGAAGCCAUGGAAAGCGCCGGUUACCUGGUGAACAGCCAUGUCUUAAGAGUUAUUGCACUGCGUUAUGGACAGUCUGAUCGUACUAUCACUUUUGAAGAUUUUAUCCUGUGUGUUGUGCGACUGAGGAGGAUGAUAAGUAUCUUCCGAACCAAAGACGAGUUAGGGUUGAAUUCCGCUAUAUUUUCGUUUGAUGAUUGGCUUUUGAACACAAUGUACACAUAACUGUCUUGUCAACUAUUUAAGUGCUUUUAAUUGUGUAGUUGUUUUUUAUCUGGUGUAUUCUAUCCCGGUGGAUUUCCGGUGACGUUUCACAGUUUUUGGCUGAAAGCCCUGUCUGUGGCUGGUUGCCGUGUUUUGGCUGUAUAGAUAAUGGGCACAUUCGUGCAUAGAAUUGCACAGAAUUGCAUUGAAUCUUUGGGAUAUUUAAGAGAACAUUUAAAUACGUAAACAAACUUGCUCGAGUUGAUAAUAAAAUUGACCAUAA
This is a messenger RNA of Paramacrobiotus metropolitanus, 3251 nucleotides long. Its product is annotated as calpain-9-like. Gene Ontology annotation, molecular function: calcium ion binding; calcium-dependent cysteine-type endopeptidase activity. The transcript is spliced from 19 exons. Gene Ontology annotation, cellular component: cytoplasm. NCBI's taxonomy places the organism in Eukaryota, Metazoa, Tardigrada, Eutardigrada, Parachela, Macrobiotidae. The coding region runs from base 386 to 2989 and encodes 867 amino acids. Gene Ontology annotation, biological process: proteolysis. The record is from RefSeq and is a predicted model, not a curated record.